GCCAACCAGUCCCGUAGCGCACCGAUUGCAGAGACAUGGAGGACACCGAUGGCCAAGGCGACGUCGACGGCCGGCUUGAGCCGUGGAACUGGGGCGUCGAGGACCCCGGCUGGGCCUGGAGCACCACACACAAGUCGCCUGAAGUGGUGCUGCUUGGACCCCGGCAGGCACAGUUCCACCCCCGUUGGAGCAGCGGCACGGCGGGAGUGCGGAGCGCGCGUCCGCUGGCGCGGGACCGACGCAGCUACUGGGAAGUUCGCGUCUCGCAUCGAGUCUUCGGCACCAGCAUGAUGUGGGGACUGUGCACAGCGCAGGCACGGAUGCACGCCAACGCCUUCCUCGACCUACUCGGGCAAGAUCGCCACGGAUGGGGACUCUCUCACAAGGGCCUGCUGUGGCACGACGGCCGCUGGCGAUCGUUCACGCGGCCGUUCCGGGAGAACGAGCCGACUGUGCUGGGUUUGCUGUUCGACGGACGGCGCGGCACGCUUACCUACUACAAGGACGGCGUGUGCCUAGGCGUCGCCUUCCGCGACUUGCACCGCGUGCGUGAGCCUCUCUACCCAGCAGUCUCGUCAACCGCGGCCAAGACAGAGAUGUGUUUGGCCAACGCGCGCAGGGACUACGCCGGCCUGCAGGACCGCUGCCGUGCAGUGAUCUUGCGGCGAACUGCGGGUCCAGAUGCCGUGCGGGAGCUGAGGCUGCCACCACGGCUGCAACGAUACCUGCUACAUGAAGAGGACAUGUGAGGGCAGUUCAUCCUGCCGUCACAAUAUACUCUAGUCAUGACGGCCUCCCUAGUCUUAUGUGCACAUCUGCUGCCAAAUGCUCCCACUAGUCAAUAGGAGUUCGUCCCAUCGCAACAUUAAAAGCAAUGCCAGCAUAUUUUCAGAUGCUGCAGUGUCACCGAGCUAAACUGCACAUGAACAAACUAUGCCUCAAAAUUUGGUCACAGCCUGGUCCUUACGAGUACAUUAUACGUCCAAAUAUGCAUCAUGCUGUUGCAUACAUACUUAAAGCUAAACUGUGUGCAUCAAUUUGAUGUUACAGAUGGGCCCACUCAUAUCCAAAACUUGCCACAACGUGCUCGUGAACGAACUGUACAACUUAAGAUUACUUUCAACUGUGGCAUGCCUGAUUACUUUUUCACUGUGUGCAGAACAGGUCAUAUUUAUGCCUGCAGCGCUUCUAGCCUUUCUUUUUGAUCUGCUCUUUGUUGAUUCAUAAAGAGUGACAACCAUACUAUAGCGGCACAUACUGUCCAGUUGAAGGGUAAGCACAAUAUACAUGAAGUACACACUCAGAGAAAAUGUUUUGUAUCUGCAAUGCAACAUUUGUGCACUUGGCGAUUAACUGGCAUGUACAUUGCGCAUCAAAAGCCAGUGCACAAUUUCAUUGCUUGCAGGUUCUAUUUGUGAUGUCACAUCAAUAUACUGCGAUAUGUUGAAUUAUCAAAUUUGCUUGCAGUCAUGUUUUUCAACUUGCUAUAUCUGGCCUUGAUAGACUAGAGCAUUGUCACACAGAUACUACACUUAGUCAUCACUGCACUAUAGUCCCAGCUGCAUCUCGAUUUAUUCACAUUGCGUUACCACUGAAGCAGCCUCGAUCAUCAAGAACAUUCUAGUCGUGUAGCUAUGCAAAUACAUUGACCUAUAGACCCAUAAGAAGUGAUCAGUACAAUCGUGCCCAUUAAGCUGUAUCAAAGGGCUAGUAAACAGGCUCCGACUUCUUUUUACACCUUCCAAACAAGCUCGCUAAUUCGUGCAGAAGGCCGCAGUGAUCACAUUUUGCAAAUAUCACAGCGCCGCACACCGUACAGAUACUACAUUCCCGCACCCUUCUCCUGUGUCUGACCAAUACUUUUCUCCCAUGCAGUGAUGCAAUCUUGCCCAUGGGCAACGUUAUGUAGCAGCAACUUCAUCAGCUCGUGCUUUGCACUACAAAACGGCGCCUUGGCCCCGAGGUGAUGCAGUUUUGGCCGCGCAGUCCGCAUUUCAUUUUCCUGUGCUGCCCUCUAACGUUUCGGUAGACCAGAGACUAGGGGAACAAGCGGUAUUGUCAGAAUGAAAGCCUCCAGGAUCAAGAAGAGUCUCGCGAAUUUUCCGCUAGGGGAAGGGUGCAUGUGCUGUGGCAUAUUUGUUUACCUUGCUAGUGCCUCGCACCCCUCUUCCUCACCGUGCUGCUCUGACACGAACGACACGUAGAAGUAGCCUUGCUCGGUCGUUGGCUGCACGCCAAUGACGUAAUCGCUGGCAUGUUACGUUGCCGAAGUGGCCGUUGUCACGACAAAGGGCUACGCCUACGCCUCUUCGCUGUCAAGAAGGGUGGGAAGGCAGAGCAAGAAACCGAAACCACCGAAAGCGGGUUGUUCUAUACCAUGUAACUUCCUUAUUACAGCACUUAUUCGCAGAAUUCUUGCAGCAGCAUGUUCACAUCAUACAAGUGCACAGUUCUCUCUCCGUGACAAAUUUAGGACCGCGGGGUUGUUUACUGGCCCUUUAAAAUGCAUUGACAUCGAGAUGAAAGGUGACUUAGGUCCACUGCUUGUUUCAGGACAGUUUUGUUAGGUAAGUGUAAAACCUUGGCAGUACUACCAAAAUGCACCAACAUCUACCUAAAUAUGGUUGGUGUUUUCUUAUAUAGUGGAACACCAUUCCUACUACUAAAUGAUCUCUCCAGAUCCCUGCAUGUAUGUGUAAGCAUUACAAGGCUGAAAUGAAUGAUGUAACUAGUUUUGUUAAAAGAAAUUUACUAUAGGGACACGUGUGUAUAUUUCCUCCAGGUCACCCACAAUGACAUUUCCAUGUGUACAGUAUUUAUUCACAUAUUAAUGGCA
Molecule: messenger RNA, 2836 nt
Organism: Rhipicephalus sanguineus (brown dog tick)
Lineage: Eukaryota; Metazoa; Arthropoda; Arachnida; Ixodida; Ixodidae
Product: SPRY domain-containing SOCS box protein 3
Exons: 4
Coding region: 36-749 (237 amino acids)
Biological process (GO): intracellular signal transduction; proteasome-mediated ubiquitin-dependent protein catabolic process
Cellular component (GO): SCF ubiquitin ligase complex
Molecular function (GO): protein binding
Source: RefSeq, a predicted model, not a curated record